Toxoplasma gondii ME49 is the source of this 5687-nucleotide messenger RNA. Its product is annotated as DHHC zinc finger domain-containing protein. Gene Ontology annotation, cellular component: endoplasmic reticulum; Golgi apparatus. Bases 1774 to 3174 code for a protein of 466 amino acids. Gene Ontology annotation, biological process: protein targeting to membrane; peptidyl-L-cysteine S-palmitoylation. The record is from RefSeq and is a predicted model, not a curated record. Lineage: Eukaryota; Apicomplexa; Conoidasida; Eucoccidiorida; Sarcocystidae. The transcript is spliced from 2 exons. Gene Ontology annotation, molecular function: protein-cysteine S-palmitoyltransferase activity.
GCCGGGUAUCUUCUUUGUGUCUGGCUCUGCUUCGAGUUUUAUUCUCCUGUUUUUGAGGCAGCCAGGCGCGAGGAAACCGGUAAGAGGAGGCACUCGUGGCCCUUGUCUGCUUUUCCGCACGCUGAUGCCUAGACCUUGGCUGGUGUGUCUUACAAGCCCGUUGCGGAACUCGUUUUUCAGUUGCCGAUCUGGAAAACGCCUAAAAUCGAACAGAGUUUUUCUUUCCUAAGGAGUUCUGGGAAACCCACGUGUCUUGUCAGUCUCCCAGGUUGAAGGGGGACUUCGAAUUUUGUCUCAUUUCCUCGGUCCGCGCGCUGCAAGGGGGCAAGAUUUCCGCACUCUGCCUCCGAGUCGACCCGGGGCUCAGACUCCCAGCCGGUUUUUUGCCUGCUUCCGUUCCCUUUGCUCUGCUCGCUGGUUUCCACACAUUGAUGAACACAAACCCUCAUCAGCUUCAGGGAACGUUUGUGCAUUUGAAGGCUAGCCCGGGUCCCACGUGAAGUGGUCGAAUGUAUGUACACCUGCGCCGGGAACGGUUCCGUUUUCCCGUGGCUGCCUCGUUGUUCGUGCGGGACGCCCCUUCGCAGUUGUACAGGUUUACGUCUCCGAUUUUCACUUUAACCGAAAAACCUCUUGGUUUGUCUUUCGGCUUGUCUGCACGUAGUUUGCAGCGCCGUUUAUGUCUUUCUCUCUUUCCUGCGACGGAGAUACUGUCAUGAAAAGCCUUUGUGUCUUCUUCGCUUUUCCUUCGGCUCGCUCGUGGCACAGAUUUCUCUCACGCUGGCAAGUCCCAUUGUUUUCCAGGGUGGCUUUGUCAACCUCUCCUUCUGUCUCGUUUUUCUCUUGUGCGGGUGGCAAGCGUGCGGUGAAUUGAGAUCGAGAAUUCCCGUUCUCGCCUUUGCUGGUCCCGAUCCGACUACCAACCGUUCUACCUGCACCGUCCAGGGACACAAGUCUCAUCGCCGAUAGCUGUAAAUCUUCAGUCGCCACUGUGUCAUGCCGUUGCAAUUCGUCUGCAACUUCAAAGUCGGUUUUCAGGACUCAAAGCCGGUUGUCCAGACUGCUUUCGUGUUUUGUAGGCAACUUGCCUUCUCUCUGUCUGUUUCGUUUUUCUGCCCCCGUCCUCGCUCCUCUCCUUCGAUUCUUUAUCGGUCCCUCUCCCACUGUCUCGCGCUGGCCAAGAUGAUUCCUUCGUCUAACAAAAUCAGUUCAGAUUUUUCUCCGUCCGUCUCUGUUUUCUGCGCGUCGCUGUCUCCGCAGACACCUCCCACGAGCCAUGGGGGCAUGUCCCUCGCUCGGUGACAGAUUCCUCUCGUUUUCCACUUUUGCGUUCCUUUCGGUGGUCUGUUUCGUCCACGAAGGUGCCAUCGCGUUUCUUGUCUGCUGACAGACGAACGCCGAAACCAACUGUGCGGUCUUCUCCGCUGCUUUCGCCUCUUUGCUCGUCUCAUCUGUGUCGCACCUUGGUGCAAAGACAUCGCCAGUUCAUCUUCUCUCGCCCUCGCGACCUUAUCAGAUUUCUCCUCAGAGCUCUGUUCACAUUUCUCUCAAUUCCCCACCUUCCACGUAUUACUCUCUUCUUCGCUGUCGACCUCCACAGCGGUCUGCGUCUCCCCCUGUGUCGAUUUCUCUCCAAGUUCAUGAGAGGCGUCUCUUCUUCAGUCUCCUCUCCACACCUGUCUCGCGCGUUGGUUCCGUCCGCAAAAAAAAACAAGUCCGUUGAUCUUGCAGUCCGGAUACAAGCUUGUAAAUGUAAGUCUCCAUCGGCACAAAAUGGCGCACGCUCCGUCUCGCUCUCCUCCUUCUUCUCCCCUUCCUCCCACACCGUCUGGUCCUCCUUCUUCUCUCCCUGCUAAGUCUUUCGUCUUACCUUCGACGUCUUCCCCUUCUCCUCCUAAAUCUUCUCCAACUCCAUUGUCUUCUCCUCAGCCUCCCCCUUCCUCUCCUCUGCCCCCUUCUCCCCCUUCUCCUCCUGCUCCUCCGCCUUCUGCUCCUUCUCCUUCUCCUCCUCCUUCUUCUCGUUCGCCGGCUGAGCACUUGUACGAACUGGCUGCCGAGCGUCACCCUGCUCGAUGCACAGCGAUUGACAGAAGCGAUUCUCGUCCUCCGGACGAGGAGAUUCGUCGGGACGGUUUCUCUCGUCCGCUGCAGGCGUUCCAGAUCUUGUCGUGGCUGUGUUUCGCGGCCGAUGUGUUCCUCUUCUACUUGGUCUUGGUCCCCAGCAUGUGCUUCGCUCUUCAAGUCGCGGGCGGCGUCGCCUUCGGUCUCUGCGCCCUCGCCGUCUUCGCCUGCGGCUGGAUCGCGACCACGACUGACCCGAUCGACCCGGUGGCGUUCCUCAGUGGGCCGUUCUCGUCUGCGCCUGCUCCGGAGGUCCAUCCCGACAUGCGCGAGUGCGACGUCUGCGGCUUCGUACACGAGCGCAGCAAACACUGUCGCGUCUGCAACAAGUGCGUCGACGGCUUUGACCAUCACUGCAUGUGGAUCAACAACUGCGUGGGCGAGAAGAACUACCGGCCUUUCUUCGCGCUCCUCGUCUUCACCGCGGCGAUGACGGCUGCUGUCUUCCUCCUCGCCGUUGGGUGUGUCGUCGAGGAGGCGGUAUGGGGCUCUGCCGGCGAGCGCUGGCGCGCCGCCUAUGGCUGGUUCGCCUCUGGAGCGUUCUACGCGCUUCUCGCGCUGCCCAUCGCGCUGAACGGACCGCUCUUCGCCCUCGUUGCCCAGUUGCUCGCGCUGCACAUCUACCUCGUCCGGCACCACCUCACGACCUUCGAGUACAUCACUCUGAGAGUCCACGAAGAAGACCCUGCGCCCUCGGGUGCUCCAGAGAAGAAGAAACUUCGCGCAUGGGCCGAGUGGAUCGUCAUCGACCGCCAGCGGCUGCGACGCGCGAAGAAACGUGGCCUGAUGCGCGACCUCAGCGACGUCAGUCAGUGCACACCGGUUCGCCCUGCAGACUUUGUCCCACCGCGCGACAGUCUCCAGCCAGACAGGCAUCCUGCAGAGAGGUGCGACGGCGACGCGGCCCCGCCGACGCCCGGCGGCCCCCAGGGGCGGCCUUCUGGGGUGUCUCCGCAGCUCGCGGCGCCUUCGCCUGCUCUCCAUGACUGCGGGAGCGCGGCAAGUCCAGUUGUGUCUGACUCGGUGGAAGAUACUCAAAAGUCGCAGGUCUGAAAAGCGAAGAAAGCGAAGAGAGAGAAGUCGGGGAAGCCGCGGCGGUAGCCGUGUAGAGAGACUCGACAGCGUCGCGCAGCGGGAGACGCACUGGCCGAGGGGCGCAAGCAGAGCUCGAUUUGGACGAGAAAGAGGUUGGGAGGAGGAACGUCAGAUAUUUUUCGCAAAGGCUCACGGCCACCGGAAGAAAGAAGCCGCAUGCAUGCGUCAGAGUGUGGGUGUGUGUACGAUUGUGUUCGAGUGUGCGUACACCAAGUGCGUGUCAGCACUUAGGCUCUCUGUAGGACAUGCGUGGAUUUUUCAUCGAGUUUCUCGAACGGGAGACGCAAGUUGGAAAGUCUCGCUUCCUCCCGGAGCUGUCCGUUGUUUCACUACCUCUGCGUUGAAGGCGUCUUGAGGCGAAUCGGCAGAGUUCGUUUCUGUUUUUUAAGCAUGCAUUUUCCGAACAGACUGGCGUCGGGAGGCGACAGCCAAAGUGACUGUGCAGGACACCGUCGUGCAAGAGAGUGGAGAAGAGUCGAGGAAGGAGGAGAGGCCGGCGGGGAGAAAAAGAGAAAAAAAGGAAGAGAGUGAGAAACCAAGGGAGCGGGAGGACAAGGAAGCAGACGGGAGAAACGAAGAGGAGGUGGACUCAUUCGGCGUUGUUUUUUCAGAAAGAAGAGAGAAGAAAUGAAACUUUCAGAGACUCGAGGGAUGAGGAAAGCUCCUUUCACUUCUUUUUUGUGGUAUGUUCAAAACGGCUUUCCGCUUUGUCUGGCAAACACGUUUAUCGCGUCAAAAUGAAUUUUCAGAUUCCUCUCGGUCACUUUGUCUCCUGCGAAAACGGGUGGACAAGGCAGAAGCGACAUCUUUGACAGUUUCGAGUCCCGCCUUUGCCUCUUCUCCUUCGCCGACCUCUUCCCUGCUUCCGCUCUGCUCACGACGGUCUCGCUUCUUCCUUUUUCUCGUGUCUUUUUGGGUCCAAACAACUGAACCUUCUGAAGUGCCUAGCGGCCGCCCACAUCGCUUCCGCUUUCUUGCUUUCUGUCUUUUCGAGUCGAUCUCUCUACCUCUGUCUCUGUCUACGGCGGAACUCGUGUCGGAGCCCAGAGCUGAACCACGUUGUGAGUCUGACACAGUGUACUCGCCCCGCGGCAGCAUGCAGGUUGAGACUUCGCUUGAUCGCCAGAAGAGUUUUCCAGCGUUCAGCUCGACUUCAGAAGGGUCUUCUUCACUCCUUCGGCGUUAAACGUCGAGUAGAAGGUGCAGCGCAGGGUGGCAGUUCAGAGUUUGACAUUCGGAACGACAGCGCUGGUUUUUUUGACUGGAGGGAGUCUCCGACGUUGUGUUUGUCAACUCGACCCGCACAACGGAGUCGCAAGAAGCAAUCUCCCUUUGCAGUGAAAACUCCCCAAAAAUGCUAGAAAGGCUUGCUCGUGUUAGUCAACAGUAAAGAGAUAAGUGAACUUUCUGUGAGCAGAGGACCGAUCUGAGGACGGAAUCGCGAAUUCGCAACAGCGAAAGAUCCACGCGGGAGACGAUUCGCGGCUUCUCUCUCUUACCUGCACGGGUCCGGCACUCCGAACAAGAGUUUUUUCCAGCAACCAGUCCCCAGAGAAGACGGUUGAAAUGGUUUCCAGAAUCUCUUCUUUCAGGAACCCCCAUGGGACCGAUCCGAGUCACGUUUGCGUUCGAGACUUGUGCGUCCGUUUGUGGCAUUCCACGUUUGGUGGCGGGUCUGCCGAGUCUGGACGCACCCUGCCGUCGCGAGAGAUGCGGAACGGAUUCUUCUGCAGCAGGAGUAACUGUCUUCGCCGCGGUCUGUUACCGGGCUCGUCUUCGCUUCAUCGAGAAGUGGAGCUCCACGGUCCUGUUGCCACACGCGUCAGGGCGUCUUCGCUAGAGUGUCGCAACAAAGCUGGGGGCUGGCACAACUUCCGAACGCCCAGGAGAGAAUGGCACUGGAGACAGGCCGCAUCCCCCGAAGAAACGGCGACCAAGGCCGGCUCGUUGGACUGCGAAGGAUCCUUUAAAAGACGCGUCGAACCCACCCAAGAGUCGCUGAAAGAUCCAGCGAACAUUUCUACAACCAGCAUUUCAAGCUGUCCAAAUACCAUGAAAUUCCCUUCAGUCUGUACGGAGUAGACGCCGAUGUAAAAAACCAGUCUUGAGAACACGCCCGUCGUCACGGAAAAAAACAUCACGAUUUAGAUCGGUUGAUACAGAAUGUCAGCCUGGUCGUAAAGUAGGCGAGGGCCAACAGGUCAGAUGGAAUUGCGAGACCUAGUCCUCAGAGGCUGUUCCCGCUUCUGAAGUCGACUCAUUCCUCGGUUCGUUUCCAAGCAGAGCAUGGAAAACACAAAGGAACCUGGGUCAAAUCCAGCAGAAAAGUCCAUCUCGCACUUUCAAGGUCCCCGAUCUACGUCUUCCAUCUGACUUCUAUAACGGAUAGGAGGCAACUAAAGGCGGGGUAUCUGUGUGCCUGAGGGUUGAGAAGAAAUGGAAAGGAAAGACGCGUGCAGAGACUGGGGGAU